GACUGUAUUAGGAGUUCAGGGAGGAGCCUGUUUUCCUUUCAUAACCAGAAGGGAAUAAAUGCUUGCUUUGGGUCAGUGAGGGGAGAUUACUCUUUGAGGUGCUGAGAACUCGACAGUGAGCAGCAAUGAUUUGUUUUUCAGGUCUUCUGGGUCUUCUGCUGGUUCUAAAUGCUGAGGCCAGAGUUGGAGACUCCUCCCAGCUGGAGUUCUGCAAUGAGACAGAGCAGUGCCUGCUGUUUGACUUGAUUUGCAAGAACUCCGUAUAUGAGGUGCGGCAUUAUGACUCUGUGAAAUGGGUUACAACUAAUUACACCACCUUCUCUAUGGAAUUUAUGAUGGUACCAGCGUUUUGGAAGUUGUACAAGUACAUCACCGGUGAAAAUGAAGCAAGCCAAAACAUCCCUAUGACCGCUCCAGUUCUGAUGGGAAUACCUGAAAAGAGCAUUUUGAGGAUGGAUGUCUUCACAAUGAGUUUCUUGCUGCCAGCAGAAUAUCAGAUGGAUCCACCAAAACCUACUAAUGAUGAUGUUUACAUCCAAGAAACGCCUGCUAUGAAUGUCUAUGUAAUCGACUAUGACUCCUACAUGAACACCUUGUCUGACAGUAAGUACUCCAAGAAACUGUCGAAAGCUCUUGACUCUGCCAAAGUACAGUACAGGAAAGGAUCCCACUUCGCAGCUGGAUAUGACAGUCCAAAGCCCAAGAAAAAGAGACACUGUGAGGUGUGGUACGUUGUUGAGGGGGAUCCAGUGUGUGAUCCAGUUCUUCAACCAUUUGCAUAGUUUACUGAACACAAUGCAUGUGCUGUAGCUGAACUUUGCUUAAAAUUGAACAUAAACCCUGUUUGAACACACAGACUACAAAGCCAUGAUUAUAAGGGUUUUGUUAUGUUUUUGUGUGUUUGCUUUCAAUUUUUUGUUGUUGAAAAAUAAAGUAGUUUUUGCAGCAAUCA
Xiphophorus couchianus (Monterrey platyfish) is the source of this 952-nucleotide messenger RNA. It is a transcript of the gene soul5, whose product is annotated as heme-binding protein soul5. The coding region runs from base 126 to 782 and encodes 218 amino acids. The record is from RefSeq and is a predicted model, not a curated record. NCBI's taxonomy places the organism in Eukaryota, Metazoa, Chordata, Actinopteri, Cyprinodontiformes, Poeciliidae. The transcript has 7 exons. Gene Ontology annotation, molecular function: heme binding.